AUGUCAAAUAUUGUUUUGUUAAUCGUUAUUGUCUUGACAUGUAUUUCUACCGAAACCGCUGCCCAAGUGGUCUGUGUUAAUCCGAUAGAAAUUGGCGAACUUCGAGUUUUGAAGUCAAAGAAAUGUGUUAACAUAGAUGGAACAGAUGGUCGUGGAAAGAUUAAUACAAUUCACUGUGACGGCUAUCAUGAUCAACAAAUCAUUAUGUGUGGAGAUGGCACGAUAAGGAAUUCAAAAGCUCCUCAUAAUUGUUUUACACCUUGGGUGAACUAUUUUACACCAGGCAAACACGGAAAGGGAAUUUUGCAGUCAACGUCUUGCAAGGUAUACCCAGCCAUACCUGAUUAUCAGAAGUGGAGAUAUGGGAGGUCAAAAACCUUUGUAGACACAGGAGGAAUUAAACAAGAGGCAAGAGAAAUCAUAAACGUGAAAUCUGGGGCGUGCAUGGAUGUUAAUGGUCGUGGUGGAAAUGGUAACCUUUAUGCAUAUCGUUGCGAAAAUCUGGAUGACCAGUACUUCUACUUCCGCUCUCGGGGCAAGCUGCUGGGACAUGGGAGACUACAAGUUGCGAAAUCUGGUCUUUGUCUGGAUGUGAAGGGACACCGAGGACGUGGCAAUGUUUUAAUAUACAAUUGUGAAGACGCUGCUGAUCAGUAUUUCAAUUUUUACGAAAAUGGCGAAUUAGUCAACAAAAAGUCCGGAUUGUGCGUCAAUAUUGGAGGUUAUAAUGGAUAUGGCAAUAUCCAUAUGUACGCGUGUGAAGAUCUGCCUGAUCAAAUGUGGAGACGACCACAGCAAUACUGCCAUGGAGAUUACUGUUCUUUCCUGAGUAAGAAGUCAGGACAGUGCAUAGACGUUGUUGGAAAUGAAGCAAAAAAGGGAAGCAAUGUGGGGAGCUACCACUGUGAGGGGGCUCCUGAUCAACGCUUUAGAUGGAUGAGCAUGCAGGAUAAAAAAAAAUGGGUUACACCUAGUGCAACAUGGUCCUUGGUUGGCUGCAAUCAAAAUGGCAAAGUUACUCACGCGAUAAGCAACACGAUCAAAUACACGAAAAAAAUCACUAAGAGUAUAGAAAACUCAGUUAGUUCUGCAAUCGAAGCUGGUGUCACAUUUGGCGGCGCAACAGCCAGCGCAUCACUCAAAAUAACCAGAACUACAACCGUGGCAACGUCGCUCGCAAACGCGUGGGAAAACAGCCAAUCAGGAACCAGAAAGACAACUUUCACUUGCCAAAACUAUGAUACAGGAAAGCCAUUCAUACGGGGAUGCAUGUGGCAACUCCGACUCACUAUCAAGGAAACGACCAAAAAUGAUCUUUUGACGUGGUCGCCCCAGAUCGUGAAAUGUACAAGCAAUCAUCAAGAGCCAAAAUGCUCUCCAUUUACGAUAUGCAAAGAUGACGCAUGCACAAUGUGUGAAAACCUGCCAGGUAUCCGCAAGAAAAAAAGCGGUUGA
Messenger RNA from Paramuricea clavata, 1455 nucleotides. NCBI's taxonomy places the organism in Eukaryota, Metazoa, Cnidaria, Anthozoa, Malacalcyonacea, Plexauridae. The record is from the annotation of a GenBank genome assembly.